AUUCAGCAUGCAGAACGAGAAUUUGGCGGCGAGACUGGCAAUCACUUGAUAAGCUUCUCUGGGAUUGCAAUAAUUCAUGAAUGAAUGGUCAAAUGUUUUCAUUCACAGCGACCGGAAAUGUGUCCCAUGAACGGCAGCUCAAGACACUGGACCCCGCCCAACCACCGAUAAUUAGACAUUCUACGGUCGGCGCUACGUUCACACAAGCUUUCCCGAAGUCCGUGUGUGUUUCAUCUCUCGCUUUGCUCCCGUUGAAUGGAGCACAUCGGCGGUUUCCAUGACUACCGAAACCAACGCAGUUUGAUUCGUAAGCGCCAUCACAGUACACUAUGGCGGACGGCGUUAUCCAGGCACUCUAUGGGCGCCUCGAUGAUGUCGUUGCUAGUGGCAAGUUCCGGGAUGAAUUAUCGUCAGCCCGGAAUUUGACGAGGCUCGAUGAACUGCGUCUGACCAUCCAGGCGUAUGAACUUGCUCUGUCACAUGCAAAAUCAGAGUAUGAUGAAUUGUUGUUGGCAAGGCGUUGCGAACUGGCCUUAACAAUGCCUGUUUCUCGCCUGCCAGAUGAAGUACUAGCAACGAUCAUGGAAGAAGCCUUUGGGGGCAUGUUCAUGACUAGCGCAGGCCGCAAGUGUCUGGCAAUAAUUGUGGGAGUAUGUCGCCGAUGGUACAAUAUCGCCGUUAAUAUCCCGCGAUUCUGGCGGGGUAUUGAGUUUGUAGACUCGAACCCAGCAGCCAAUGUGCGUUCACUAGAACGUGCACGCGCGUACUUGAUACGGUCCAAGAUGGCUCCAAUACACGUUCGUUUCAUUGGUCUAAAUAAGGAAUUAUCUACACAAGGAUUCGAAUUCAUACAUGCCAUUCGUGAGCAGUUAGGGCGUAUCGAACAGCUCGAGUUCCAUUCGGUGAACGACGCGCAAGUUGGCCAAAUGUUCCCCUUGAACUCUUCUCUCCCACGACUCCGUAGGCUGGAUAUAUCCUUUGGGCUGGAGGACAGGAAAUUUUCUAAGGAUUUCGAAAACUGGGAUGUCGACAUCAUGUCUGUCCCUAUCAUGUUUCCUGACUUCUCUGCUUCGACGAUUCAGUCGCUUGCCGUUCGCCUCAGCGCGAAAUUUGGCGUUGGCUUACGCGGAAUUGACGCAUCCAACCUCGCUUCAGUGGAGCUCCAUGGGAACCCGGACCAAACCGAUCUCUUUCGUUUUCUCGGCCAUUGUAGCAACCUUGAAACCCUGGUCCUUGUUACGUACGGCGAACGCGAAGGAUACGAUCCAGUGCCCUCGAUUCGGCUCCCUCGUCUUACAUCAUAUAGAGCAUCAGGAAGUGCCGCCGUUUGGUUUUCCCGAUAUGUUUUUCAUGCCCCAAACAUGAAGAAUGUGGAAUUUCACGUGGGUAAGCUUGAUGAUGAAAUCGAAUCAUUCUUGGAUGUGUGCGACGGUCCGGGUCUGGUACCCUGGAAGUACCUCGACACUUUCGCCCUGAACACUGACGAUGACGAUGACCGCUUCGAUGCAACCAUCGGAGAGUUCCUAUUGUGUCACCCGCGCCUUACCAAAGUAUGCUUGCCCAUCGGAGUUAAUCUAUGCGAUAUCCUCAAGUUAAUUACACCCCCGGCUUCGGCGUCGUUUGGGGGUCCCCAACUCCGUGUGCUUCAGCUAGUUGACGCCCCUGACCUCCGUGACUAUCCUUUUCCUCCUAUGGAUCCCAUCACGCCAGUAAUCCAUGCGCUUUUGGACCGUCUUCCGGAGCUCCAAAUCGAGACGACGGAUAACUCCACGGAAAGGAAAGAGAAAUUUGUAGGGUUGGGGACGUUGUACCCUGGCAGAGUGAUCGAGGUACAAUCAUCUGGUUUUGUCGCGUGGAAAAGCUUGUAUUAUUCUGAUCACGCCUGACUCUAAAGACACUCACAUUGAUCCUGAAUCCUGAACCCUAAUAAUUCCGCCCCUUUGUAAAUUCUGUAGUGAAUAUCAACACCUAACUAGCCGGCCAAGCCAACCAAUUAGACACACAAAUGACCAGCACUCCAUCAUCGACCCCAUUCGAACCUCAUGCUCCAUCACUGGCUGAACGACUGCGAGCCGGAUGCGCGUGCAAAGGCGAUAGGCAUGAAUAUGGAUGCACCCUAAUCGACAUGAUGUUACGAGGAAAUCAGGUGUGAUGUUACGGCGAUAGCGUAGAGUGGAAGGCGCUAUAUACAUUGAGUAGACAAAACCCUAAAAUUAUGACAAGAAC
Molecule: messenger RNA, 2226 nt
Organism: Cantharellus anzutake
Lineage: Eukaryota; Fungi; Basidiomycota; Agaricomycetes; Cantharellales; Hydnaceae
Exons: 3
Coding region: 330-1886 (518 amino acids)
Source: RefSeq, a predicted model, not a curated record